Molecule: messenger RNA, 1458 nt
Organism: Aricia agestis (brown argus)
Lineage: Eukaryota; Metazoa; Arthropoda; Insecta; Lepidoptera; Lycaenidae
Product: transmembrane protein 164
Exons: 6
Coding region: 139-984 (281 amino acids)
Source: RefSeq, a predicted model, not a curated record
UAUGGACCAAGGCUGUCAUUUAGCGGGAAAAGAAAUCUAUUCAUUUUGAUGGCUAUUUUAUGGCAAAUGUAGUGCUUUAAUCGCGAAUUAAUAAUUACGAAAACAUGGUUUAUAUAUAAAUAACAAGAAAUAUAUACAAUGUUUGAGUGGGCAUAUAGUGGCGCUAAUAAGGCCGUCCCUAGAAAUGUCGGCCCUGAGUGUGCUUAUUUUUUGUCGCCCCAAAGACAAAUACUUGAAACCAUUAUUGUUACAUCUAUUUGUUUAUAUGUUAUUAAAAAAACAUACCUAAAAUUACGAAUUUCCGACGAAGUUACAUAUAUAAAAAAUGAUAGAGGUGGAAAACGACUUCUGGUUAUCCUCUUAGCAUUAUUAUGGGGAAUGGAAAUUGGUUUCAAAUUCGCUUCACGCACUGUAAUAUAUUUGCUUAAUCCCUGCCAUGUAACAACAUUAAUUCAAAUUUACCUUUUAGCUGCUCCUCCUAGCAAAACUGUCACAGCACUUUUUAGAAUACAUUUAAAUCUUUUAAAUGGUCCUCUUCUGGCAUUUUUGUUUCCGGAAACAGCUUCAAGAACUAUUUUUGCAGAAGCUGCACUAUACUGGAUACAGCAUGGCAUGAUGUUUGUUAUUCCAUAUUAUUUGUUAAGAAUUGGUGGUGUGUAUAAUGUUGAACCAUUUUGGGAUUUCAACUGGGCCAUCUUCAGCUACUGUUUGAAUCUAAUGUAUCACUUCAUUAUACUGCAAGUAAUAGCAAUACCUGCUCAAGUUAAUUUGAACCACAUGCUCUGCCCUGCAAUUUUGGACCCUUUUGAUGGUCCGUGGUACCGCAUAGCAGCUGUUUUACAUCAAGCGCUACUUUGUCCAUUGUUAUGUAAGCUGUUUUGCCUUAUAUCAGACUUUUGUCUGACAAAAUUCGGUCCUACCAAAGUUAAACCUCAAAUGAGGGACAAUUUACUAGACAAAGCUCCACAUAUACAAAAUGAUUAGAUUCGGUUUACUUACAUUAUAUAAUCAAUUUAGCAAUGCAUAGCUUAGCUUUAAUGUGUGACAAUUAUAAUUUCACAUUCCCCACAAACUAAAUCAAUUAUGUUAACUAGCUAGUAAGUAGUACUAUCAGAGAAGUUGACACAUAGGCAGAUGGCGGACCUAAGUAAUUUGGUCGCUUUAGGUCAAACUCAUCCAACCGAUCACAGUUAAAUACCUGUGCUAACAUUGAAUUGACAUAAGCCAACCAAACAACGUAGGUCUGUCAACUGCCUAGGAAUCAAUUUCCUCUGGUAAGUAGGUAUACAUCUUGGUGAAUGAUACUGCAAUUUAUUUCAAAUAUCAUUUAAGUAAGUAAAUAUUUGUAUCAAAAUGUUUUUCCCAUUUUACUUUUACUGGCUGAUUGCAGAAUAAUUCAGAAAUAAUUUUGCUUGUUAAAGUCGGUUAUUAAGGCGAGGAUAAACCCCAAUUAGUUAU